GGUAAAAAGAUUGCUCAACGGUCUGGCCGUAUUACUCUGCAGGCCAACAGCCACGCUGAUCAAGCAAAAAGCUUAAAGCCCCCAUAAACCCAUCUCUGCUUUUGCCGACCACGACACAAAAACCUGCCCAGUAUCUGGGUUCAGGGAAAAGCUUGGCAGCCGUCCCGGAUCAUAAUCACGGUAGCGACACGCAGGAAACGACAACCAAUCGAAACAAACAGCAUGAUCAAAGAAAAUAUAAACAUCUCGUCCGCCACGGCUCUCGGUUGGUCCGAAGCUGCUAUAACAAGACCUCUUCCUUGAAAGGCAACACCACCGGCAGAUGUCAGUCGCCCAAAAAGGAGUUGUCUGUGCCGUGGCAAAAGCCGACGACAGCAACGUGGUAGAUCAAAUUGGGCUUCAACACCCUUUCCAUCACUCACCUCACUGGCCAGCGGAGUGAUGAACACACCUCCAGGCUCGGAACCCGGAUAGUGUUUCUGGGAGUUGAGGCGUCGUUGAUUGGUAUGGGUUGAAUUGCCGGCGCGGUUGUCAAGGGUCAAGGGCACUGUCACCCCCGCAUUUUAAAUAGAUGAACAGGCAAAUACAGAAUUUAGCAUCUAAUAGACGAUCCUGGAUAUACCAGAGGACGGCACCUCUUAUCACGGCACGACACGGUUCAAAAAAAACCAAUGUACUAUAGAGAAACUGCAAAAGAGGCAAGAGCUUUGCCAGGCGAGCGAGUGUAUGUAGGUAUAUAUGCCCGCAUCGAGGCACCCCGGAUACCGGUGUUCUUCUGGCUCUGUUCUAUCCACCAACGGUCCCUACUCCUGCUCCUUGUGUUUUAUUUUCUCGUGGCAAAGACAAUAGGCAAGGGAAAAAAAAACCAUGAAGUGGCUCGCUCUUUCUGCGCUCAUCGCGCCCUCCCAGGCUGCGUUGCGCUUCGGAUGCUCGACCUUGACCAUCCAGCGUCUCGACCCCCUCGUUGAACCUGGCGCGCUUCCUUCAGCUCAUCUUCACCAAAUCGUCGGUGGUGAUGCCUUCAACGCCUCGAUGAGCGGUGACAUUGGUGAGCAGGGAACUUGCACGACCUGCACCUUUAGCGAGGACUUUUCCAACUACUGGACCGCCGUCAUGUUCUUCAAGCACCCCAACGGCACCUACAAGCGUGUCCCCAUCAUGCAGAACACAGCCCUGCCCAACGGCAUCAACGGUGGUAUGACCGUCUAUUACACCCAGCAGGACUUCAACUCGAACGGCAAUGUCAAGAUCACGUCGUUCCCGCCCGGCUUCCGCAUGGUCGUCGGCAACCCAACCACCACCUCCCUCAGCGGCUCCCGCGCCAACGUCGGCCUCAAGUUCGUAUGCCUCGAGAACAAGGGCACCCGCUUCCCCGAGCUCUCCGACUUCCCAACCAAGCCCUGCAGAGGCGGCAUCAUGACAGUCCACCAUUUCCCAGCCUGCUGGGACGGCAAAAACGCCGACUCCCCCGACCACCAAUCACACAUGUACAACACCGGCAAGGAAGCCUUCCAAAAUGCCGGCCCCUGCCCCGCCUCCCACCCCGUCCGCAUGCCCCAGGUCGCCUACGAGACCCUCUGGGACACGACUCAGUUCAACAGCAUGUGGCCCUCUGGCGGCGCCAACCCCUUCACCCUCUCCUACACCGACUCCAAGGGCUACGGCACCCACGCCGACUACCUCUUCGGCUGGAAGGGCGACUCCCUCCAGAGAGCCAUGGACCACUCGUGCAUGUUCAACGCGUGCGAGAACGGCCGGCCGCUCAAGUCGCAGAAUGUCGCCGCGAUGAACAGGUGCACCAUCAAGAAGAUUGUGAAUGAGGAUACCGGUGAUAACUGGAUCAAGGCUAUGCCCGGCCAGACUGCUGCCAGCUAAAAGGGCCCCCCGGGGAAGCAGGAGAUGAGGGAGUGGUGUACCAUCAUGGGAGUUAUUAGUUCUAGAAAGUUGAACGGCGAAGAGAGAAUGAAACGUGAUUUUGCUUUGUU
Podospora pseudocomata is the source of this 1985-nucleotide messenger RNA. RefSeq lists its product as uncharacterized. The record is from RefSeq and is a predicted model, not a curated record. Bases 868 to 1875 code for a protein of 335 amino acids. Lineage: Eukaryota; Fungi; Ascomycota; Sordariomycetes; Sordariales; Podosporaceae. The transcript has 4 exons.